AUGGCAGGUCUCCUUUGGUACCGGGGUGAAGAGUGGCGAGAAGUCUGGGACUACUGGUUCAAGUGGACCGACGAGCAUCUCACAUCCGACGACCUUCGCCCGAUGAUAUACACCUUUGAUGAGCUUGGCGCUAAAGCACUGGACCGACUGGAUGAGAUAUCACCUCCAGUUAGAUCCUCAGCCACUCCAAAUGAGAAGGCAGACUCUCCUCAGGACGCGAAGCCACAUCGAGACCUAUAUGCUCUUUUGAGAGACAACGCAGACGCAGACGAGGUUCUGGGAAAGUUAUGGACUGAAGUCAACACUAUCCCGCCAUGGGUCGACUGGGCUCAAAUCGAACGCGGACAACAAGUUUUCCUGCGAUACGCAGGUCCAGCCAUCUUCGCCCUCACAUUCCAAUCCCUCGUAGGCGGCAUGGGCGGCCGCCGCGUCGUAGAAACUCUCUCGAGAACAGGCGGCUUCGGCGUCAAAGUCACCCGCCGCCGCCUCCUCGAGACCUUCCAGCACAUCCUCCAAGUCACCCGCGACCUCCCCUCCGUCCAACCGGGCGGCGAGGGCCACGCCUCCUCCGUCCGAGUCCGCCUCCUCCACGCCGCCGUCCGCCGCCGCAUCCUCCUCCUCGCCAAGCAGAGACCUUCCUACUACGACGUAGCAGCCUACGGCGUACCCGUAAACGACCUGGACUCCGUCGGCACGAUAUCAACCUUCUCCUCCACCCUCCUCUGGAUCGGCCUGCCCCGCCAGGGCAUCUAUCUCAAAAACAGCGAAAAGAGUGACUACCUCGCCUUGUGGCGCUACGUAGCCUACAUCAUGGGCACGCCCACAGACGCCUUCUCCACGCUCACGAGGGCCAAGGCGACGAUGGAGUCCCUCCUCGCCUCCGAGAUCCAACCCUCUGAUACCUCGCGCGCCCUCGCCAACAACGUCCUCACGGGUCUGGCCGACCAGCCGCCCUCGCACGUCUCGCGCGAGUUCCUCGCCGCGGAGACGUACUGGCUCAACGGCGCCAAGCUCGCGCGCGCUCUCGCCGUCGAGAGGCCGCCUUUUUAUUAUUCGCUGCUUAUACUGGGCCAGUGUUUCUUCUUCAUGUUCAUGUGUUAUUCUCGACGUUUGUUCCCCAGUUGGGAUGAGUCUAGGAACAAGAACCUUUCAAGAGCCCUCUUCAACCUAACAAUCCACAAACCCGAGCUCGGCGCCCUCGGAAAAGAAACGACUUUUGAAUUCAAGUACAUCCCGACCCUGGACGUCAUGUCCACCGAGGCAGCGGCCCGGACCCAGCAGCAGCAGCAGCAGCAGCACCCGGGCCCGUCCCCAACUCACAAACCCGGCUCCACCCCCGCAGAUGCAAAGGCGGCGGGCGGCGCAAGGCCAGGAGCACGAGCAGGAGCAAGCACACGCCGCGUGCGCAGCAACGAACGCCGGAGCCUCAUCGCAUUAAGCGUGGCCGUCACACUGGCAGGUCUGCUCGCCUGGCUUGGGAUCCGCGGGGCGUCGGCCCUGUUUGGGAGUGUUCUUGUUCUUUGA
Messenger RNA from Colletotrichum fioriniae, 1524 nucleotides. RefSeq lists its product as uncharacterized. Gene Ontology annotation, molecular function: oxidoreductase activity. The record is from RefSeq and is a predicted model, not a curated record. Lineage: Eukaryota; Fungi; Ascomycota; Sordariomycetes; Glomerellales; Glomerellaceae.